ACAUUGAUCUCAGGCCCUAUUAUUUUUGCACUGGGGAUUUUAAUUUAUUAAUAAAUUAUCAAUAAUCUUUAUUAAAAAGUUAAACUUAAUAAAGUAAAUUGUAGGCAUUUAAGUUAGAAAAAUCGUCGUAGCAAUAUAAUCAAAUAAAAUGCAUUUUAAGUGGAGAAGCUGUUUAAGAUUGUUGGCGGUUUUAUUCACUUUUGAUUGUGUACGAUGCCUAUAUGAGGAUCAAAUAAAAAAAUUCGAUUGGCGCUCUCUGCAUGUAGGUGGUGUUGAAAGGGCAGAUUUAGAUAUGAAUGGUUUUCAGCCACGUCUUUUAUUGAGCACACGUGAAAAUGUUUUAGCAUCAUUAUGUCCAGAAACCGGAGAAUUGAUGUGGCGACAAGUAUUUGAAAGUGGUAUUCGUGGAGAUAUCAAAUUAAUGCAAAUUUCAUCAACUUCAACUGCAAGUGAUAAUACAGCAGCUGCUAGAAUUAGUUCCAGUCAUGGUUUCGAUAUGUUAACUGUGCAAGGUCAUAAUCCAGCUUUAAUUAGAGGCUGGAAUAGCAAUAUGGGGCUAAGUGAGUGGGAAUGGUCUUUAAUGCCGCUACAAAGUGGAAGAGCUAUCGAUAGCUUUUGGUUUUAUAGCAAAUCAAUGCUCUAUCAUAUAUUACCGAUUUGGCAAAGUCAUCUUGAAGUUACACAAUAUUUUGCUUCGUCAGGCCAACCCUUAGGCAACACGGCAAAAAUAGCGGCAUCAUGGAUAGAUAAGGAGAAAUGUACGUUAAGUGGUAUUUAUUAUACAUGCUUGGAAAAACAACAGUUAAUUACAUUGGAUUUGACGGCGGAUCAACCAAAAAUCAUGUACGAAGAUUUAGAAAAUGUGCCAGCAUAUCCUUUAAAAAAUUUAGAGGGCGCAUCAGGAGUGCUUAUAGUGGAUAAAAAGCUUGUAGCUAUUAAAAAUGAUAUUCCAGUGUGCAAAUCUUUGCUAAGCCAAAGUUAUAUAGUGGGUAACUAUAAAAAGGAAAAAAUUAUAAUCACUGCCGAUGUGAAAGACAAGAUUCUCCAUAUACAAAGUUAUUAUUUAGAAUCAUGCGAACCUUUAGCACAAUUUUCCAGCACAUUAAGCUAUCCUGAACAUUUGGGCAUCCCAAAUUUAAAAGCAUUUGAUUGUAAAUCGAGCCGCAACUCGAAUGACGGAAAUUGUUUAUUCAUAUUCGAUACAACUGAUGAUUCCAUAGUAGCGGUGCGACAAUCUAAAAUUCUUUGGAUUCGAUCGGAAGCUUUAGCCAAUGUUGUCUCAGCUGAAUUUGUUGAUUUGCCCUUAACCGAUAAUGAGGGCGUUUUAGAGAAUGAAAUGAAGGGAAAAGCUGACGUUCCUUUCGGUUUGGAUUCUGAUAUAAUGAGUGCUUUCUUGCAUCGCAUAACCUCACAGAUAAUGCAUGUGAAAAGUCUACUUCUGCACGUAAUCGGCUUGGGUCCGAAACCGUCCGAUACUCAACGUGCCGGUCUAGUACGUGACGCCUUCGGUUUGCAUAAAAUGUUAGUAGUAUUAACAAGAAGCGGCAAAAUAUUCGGUAUCGAUAACAUAAGCGGUAAACAUCAUUGGCAAUAUUUUCUUAAUAAUGUCGAAAAUUUUGCAAAUGAUCAAGAGAUGCGCUUACUGGUACAAAGAACUAGCAAACAUUUCCCAUUGUCGGCUUUAUGUACAGUGGUAGCCAAAGAUAAGUUAACAGAAAAUGGUGUUUUGUUACGUUUUAAUCCCAUUACGGGGCAAACGUCCGAAGGUGGUUUGCUAAAAUUAACAUAUAAAAUAAAACAAUUAACUCUGUUAACUGAAACGGAUAAUGAUUUUGUUAAAGGUCUUUUAAUAAUCGACGCUGAAGAUCGGUUACAUGUUUAUCCAGAGUACGCCACAAAAAAAGCAAAUGGUAUCUAUAUGUUUACUGCUCAGAAAGACCAAGCCACCUUAAAUGGUUUCUUUGUACAAUACGAAAAUAAGGAGCUGACAAUUUUGCCUUUGUGGAAUGUUGACUUAAGUGGUCAUAAUGGCGAUCAUAAAAUCAUCUCAUUAGCGUCGAAAAAUCCUCUUGAGCGUGUUCAUUCGCAGGGUCGCGUUAUGCCUGAUCGUUCCGUGUUGUACAAAUACAUAAAUCCAAAUCUCGUCGCUGUUUUUACUCUCGCCAAAGAUGAUGUACAUAAAUUUCUUAUGUAUGUCUAUUUAAUUGAUGUUGUUUCUGGUUCGAUAGUAUUUACGAUGAUGCAUCGUAAAGUGAGGCCUCCUUUGCAUGCCGUGCACUCCGAAAAUUGGCUCGCUUAUGCUUAUUAUAAUGAUAAAGUACGACGUGUAGAAAUUACUACAAUCGAAUUGUACGAGGGCAAAACUCAAGCCAAUAGUACUGUGUGGAGUUCAUUAAAUGCUCCUCCGUUGCCAUUGGUAGAACGCCAAAGUUACAUUAUGCCUGCCAUGGUGGAAACCUUAAGAGAAACUAUAACUGAACGAGGCAUAACAAAUAAAGACGUAUUAAUUGGUACAUCUAAGGGUUCAAUAUUGGAAUUGCCGUGGUAUUUAUUAGACCCACGGCGUCCUAUAGCUUCUAAGACUAGUGGUCGGGAAGAAGGAGCUGUGCCUUAUGUUCCUGAAUUACCCAUACUCACCGAUAAUAUCAUCAAUUAUAAUCAAACCAUAUCAAGAUUACGUUACAUUCACACUGCACCCAGCGGUUUGGAAAGUACCUGUCUGGUGGUAGCUGCCGGUUUAGAUAUGUUUGUCACGCGCAUUGCACCCUCUAAAACUUUUGAUUUAUUAAAGGAGGACUUUGAUUAUUUCCUUAUAUCGAUAGUUUUGAUUGCGUUAGUGUCCAGCUCAUUUAUCGCCAAACAUUUCGCCUCCCGCAAGAUUUUGAAACAAGCCUGGAAAUAGUCUCGAAGCGGUUGCCUGCAAGCAUAUUUGCUCGAUUGUACAACUGAAACUUACUAAUUACGUGUGGGACGUUGUAGCAGCAUUAAAUUCAAUUUUAAACUUUAUAGGAAAAUUUUAAUAAAAAUACCGCCAUCACGAUAACAACAACAACAAACAGCAGCAACAACACAAAAAUUUACGAAACAUCCUCAGCAGGUUUAGUUAAAAGCAAAGAAGUAAAAAAUGAAAAAAAAAAACUAA
This is a messenger RNA of Glossina fuscipes, 3142 nucleotides long. RefSeq names its product ER membrane protein complex subunit 1 (gene EMC1). Gene Ontology annotation, biological process: protein folding in endoplasmic reticulum. NCBI's taxonomy places the organism in Eukaryota, Metazoa, Arthropoda, Insecta, Diptera, Glossinidae. Gene Ontology annotation, cellular component: EMC complex. The record is from RefSeq and is a predicted model, not a curated record. The coding region runs from base 149 to 2902 and encodes 917 amino acids. The transcript is spliced from 13 exons.